AUGACGAAAACUCAGCAGAUGUUCAGCGAUUACAAAAAGAUCGUCAAAGUAUGCGCAUGGGUCAAUAGAUUUGUUAACAAUUUAAAACAAACUAAAAACAAGAAAAAACGGGUCACUGGUGCCACCCUAACUGUGGAAGAAAUCAAAGCAGCGGAGCAGAUCUUGCUAGAAAAUCUAAAACAAAUUGUGCAAGACCACAAUUUCCACCAAUUAAAACGUCAAUUUAACAUACAAGAACACAAGCUUUGUGAAUUAAUUGUUAUACACAUCCACUGUCAAAAUAAGCAUUGCGAAGUAAGACAAAUGCUAACCGAGCUAAGUCAGAAAUACUUCAUAAACCGUUGUGGGAAUUAUGUUCGUAAAAUUUUAUCGCAGUGUCGCCGACACAAAAGGAAACUAUAUAGUUACCCAGAUCCGCCACCUUUGACCAUUCUCAGACUAAACGAGGUAAGAGUUUUUGCAGUGGUGAGAGUUGAUUUAUACAGGCCUUUGUUUCUGAGAGACAUAAUUCGCAACGAGGAUUCCAGUAAGUUGUUCAAGAGUUGGGUUGUGUUGCACACUUGUGCGGCAUCUAGAGGGGUAGUGCUGGAUUUGGCCCUCAAUUCGAGUUUGAUAGCUUUUAGGAGGGGUCUGAGUCGUUUUGUAUCCAGGCAUGGUUGUUCGGGUGAUAUGAUUUCUGACAAUGGUUCGAACUUUGCUGCGGAAGAAACACAAUAA
This is a messenger RNA of Hydractinia symbiolongicarpus, 717 nucleotides long. RefSeq lists its product as uncharacterized. Gene Ontology annotation, molecular function: nucleic acid binding. The transcript is spliced from 3 exons. Lineage: Eukaryota; Metazoa; Cnidaria; Hydrozoa; Anthoathecata; Hydractiniidae. The record is from RefSeq and is a predicted model, not a curated record. The coding region runs from base 1 to 717 and encodes 238 amino acids.